AUGUCGACCGGAACGUUUGACGCCAACAAGGCGCAGAACCUGCCCGAAAUCGAGAAGCAGAUGGCCGUCCGAUGUGUCGAGCACGCUCAGACCUACUGGAACCUGUUGGAGAAGAUCAAGCCCUCGUCCCUCCGCUUGACAAAACUCGACGAUGAGAUGUACGAAGACUUCCAGGCCACCUUCCCAGAAUUCGCAGAGUCGGCCGACCCCAAGUCCGUCCUCAAGGUCGACGAGGAGGCCAUGAAGAGCCCUGCAGGCAAGGAAAAGUGGCGUGUCUUCAUCAACAAGUACGAGAACAAGGUCGCCGACUUCAACUUUGGUACCUUGAUUCGUACCGACGCCUCCGACGAGUACACGCAGUUCAAUACCACCUUCGUCACGCGCCUUCAGUUCUACGUCUACGAGAUCGCACGUUGCCGUCGCGGCCUCAACGACUGGGUCUACGAAAAGGCCCAGAAGGAGGCUGCCAAGGAGAAGGCCAAGAAGGCUGCUUCCAGCUCCAAGUGA
Molecule: messenger RNA, 507 nt
Organism: Moesziomyces antarcticus
Lineage: Eukaryota; Fungi; Basidiomycota; Ustilaginomycetes; Ustilaginales; Ustilaginaceae
Product: DUF757 domain-containing protein
Exons: 4
Coding region: 1-507 (168 amino acids)
Cellular component (GO): cytoplasm
Source: RefSeq, a predicted model, not a curated record